Aspergillus sclerotioniger CBS 115572 is the source of this 1120-nucleotide messenger RNA. RefSeq names its product short-chain dehydrogenase/reductase. The transcript has a single exon. Lineage: Eukaryota; Fungi; Ascomycota; Eurotiomycetes; Eurotiales; Aspergillaceae. Bases 52 to 1068 code for a protein of 338 amino acids. The record is from RefSeq and is a predicted model, not a curated record.
CAGCAGAGUACUUAUCCAUCAUCAAUACUAAUUUUCACAUCAACCGCAACAAUGCUCAGAGUACUCCACAACCAACUCUUCGUCACUCCCUCCCUCCCCUCCACCCCGACCCCUUUCAACCAUCGCACCGUCAUCAUCACCGGCGCCAACACCGGGCUGGGUCUCGCGGCAGCCCAUCAUAUCGCGGCAGGACCGGUCGGCAAACUCAUUCUCGCAGUCCGUAAUACUGAGGCCGGAGAAACCGCCCGCGACUCCCUCCUCUCUGCCCAUGCCAGCCUGGACCCCCAAACCAUCGAGGUGUGGCCCCUAGACCUCGCGUCCUACGACUCGGUCCGUGCCUUUGCCGCCCGCGCCAUCUCCACCCUGGACCGUCUGGAUGUGCUGCUCAGCAAUGCGGGUCUUGCCACAUUCCAGUAUUCCAAGGCAGAGGGCCAUGAGCGCACCAUCACCGUCAAUGUCAUUUCCACUUUCCUGCUGGCGGUGUUGUUGUUGCCCAAGCUGCGGGCGACGGGGGAGUUGUCGAGAAACCAGCCAGAACCACAACCGCUGCCCGUUCUGUCAAUUGUCGCCAGUGAGGUCCAUGCCUUUGCCAAGUUUCCGGAGCGUCAAGCGCCCGAGGAAAAAGGGGUGGGCAUCUUUGAGGCGCUGGAUGACCCGGAUCAAUACUACGACACGAUGGGGGAGCGGUAUCGCACGUCGAAAUUGUUGGAUAUCCUGUUGGCGCGGGAGCUGGCCGACCGGGUAUCCGGGGACCAGGUGGUGGUCAAUUGUUUGAAUCCGGGCCUGUGUCGGUCGCAGUUGUCGCGCGAGAUGGACACGGCGGCCGUCCGCAUCAUCUUGCGCCUGUUGGGCCGGACUCUUGAGGUCGGAGGGAGAACGUUGGUGGCCGCGGCAGCAGCCGGGAAGGAGAGUCAUGGGCAGUACAUGUCGAAUGGGGAGCUGGCUCCCCAUGAGCUGUCCAGCUUUGUGACCAGCGACGAGGGGAAACGGACGCAGCAGAAGCUGUGGGAGGAAUUGACUCGGAUGUUGGACACGAUCCAGCCGGGCGUGAUGUAUAACGUGCAAUGAAUGAAUGUUUGUAUGAAUAGAUUAGAUGUAUAAUACCCAAUUCCUCCCAUGU